Prorocentrum cordatum is the source of this 955-nucleotide messenger RNA. Lineage: Eukaryota; Dinophyceae; Prorocentrales; Prorocentraceae. The record is from the annotation of a GenBank genome assembly.
UUAUUCCGGAGUCGCGCUCUCGCGUGGGUCUUCCGCUCAAUUUAUCCAGAUGCCUGGCGCUCGGGCGAGCCUCCUCGGGAUGAACGCCCCGCGCCUCGCUGGCAUGGCUUUCGCCGUCGGCGACGCCGCGCUCCUGGUGGAGGCGGCGGUGCGGGCGGCGGCCAAAGCGAGGGUUCCGCGUCGCACGGUCGCUGCGGUCGCGCGCUCGGUGGUGUCCGCCGCGGCUUCGCCGUGGCGUCAACGCCCGCCGCGUCUGCGGCAGGCUCCGAAAAACCGGUUCGACAAGAUCGCGGGCGCGCUCCAGGCGCUGCAGGAGGGGGCUUCACUCGGCGGCGAAGGCGGCGCGGCGGAAGCGACGACGCCAGCGGGUGGCGAAGGCGCGCAGGGUCGCGGGAGACGUGCCUGGGCUUGCGGGGGCGCUGGCGGUGGCGGCUGCCCGCCGAGGUGCCGGGCGGCGCGGCGCGCCGCGUUCGCGAGGCCGACGGCGACUCGGCCUCCCUCGACGACGAAGUGGGCCGACGCCCCUCCUUGCGCCCCGAAGGGGCGGAGGCGGCGGCGAGACGGAAACGCUGCUGAACCAGCGGCGGCGCCCCUCGCGGCGCCUGCGGCUGGCGGAACGGCGGCCGCGGCCUUCGCGGAGGUCUAUGCCGCAGCGGACGGCGUCCUCCGCCAGGCGACGGACUACCAUCCUUCGGCCAGGGUCGAGUUCCGGCGCAUGCUGGAGACCGUUGGCUGGAGGUCAGUUGCCAGCGUCUUAGGCCCGCGGCCUCCUGUCCGAGGGAGUGGCCUCAGAGGUCCGCCCUCUUUCGAGAGCGGCGCAGCCUGGCGGAUGUCCCGCAUGGACGUCCCAGGUGACGCCGCACACCUCCCCCCCCCCAGGGAGUGGUUUCGGCGGGCUGCCCCCGUUUGGGGGCGGCACGGCCUGGAUAAUGUCCCGCGUGGACGUCCCAAGUGA